This is a messenger RNA of Odobenus rosmarus divergens (Pacific walrus), 1598 nucleotides long. RefSeq names its product syntaxin 17 (gene STX17). The record is from RefSeq and is a predicted model, not a curated record. Lineage: Eukaryota; Metazoa; Chordata; Mammalia; Carnivora; Odobenidae. Bases 81 to 989 code for a protein of 302 amino acids. The transcript has 8 exons. Gene Ontology annotation, biological process: exocytosis; vesicle fusion; intracellular protein transport. Gene Ontology annotation, molecular function: SNARE binding; SNAP receptor activity. Gene Ontology annotation, cellular component: endomembrane system; autophagosome membrane; plasma membrane.
GAGCGCCCCGGCGGGAGAUUUUUCUAUGUGAGUGGAGAAGACAGUUGCUGCAAGUAGAAGUGACACAGUAUUUUUUUAGGAUGUCUGAAGAUGAAGAAAAAGUGAAAUUACGCCGUCUUGAACCAGCUAUCCAGAAAUUCAUUAAGAUAGUAAUCCCAACAGACCUGGAGAGGCUAAGAAAGCACCAGAUAAAUAUUGAGAAGUACCAAAGGUGCAGAAUCUGGGAUAAGUUGCAUGAAGAGCAUAUCAAUGCAGGACGUACAGUUCAGCAACUCCGUUCCAAUAUCCAAGAAAUGGAGAAACUUUGUUUGAAGGUCCGAAAGGAUGACCUAGUACUUCUGAAAAGAAUGAUAGAUCCUGUUAAAGAAGAAGCAUCAGCAGCAAUAGCAGAAUUUCUUCAACUCCAUCUGGAAUCUGUAGAAGAGCUUAAGAAACAAUUUAAUGAUGAAGAAACUUUAUUACAGCCUUCUUUGACCAGAUCCAUGACUGUUGGUGGAACAUUUCACACUGCUGAGGCUGAAGCCGAUCCUCAGAACAUGACUCAGGUAUAUGCGUUGCCUGAAAUUCCUCGAGAUCAAAAUGCUGCAGAAUCAUGGGAAACCUUAGAAGCGGACUUAAUUGAACUUAGCCAACUGGUCACUGAUUUCUCUCUCCUAGUGAAUUCUCAGCAGGAGAAGAUUGACAGCAUUGAAGACCAUGUCAACAGAGCUGCUGUGAAUGUUGAAGAGGGAACCAAAAACUUGGGGAAGGCUGCAAAAUACAAGCUGGCAGCUCUGCCUGUGGCAGGUGCACUCAUCGGAGGAGUGGUGGGGGGUCCGAUUGGCCUCCUCGCAGGCUUCAAAGUGGCAGGAAUUGCAGCUGCACUUGGUGGUGGGGUGUUGGGCUUCACAGGUGGAAAAUUGAUACAAAGAAAGAAGCAGAAAAUGAUGGAGAAGUUCACUUCCAGCUGUCCAGAUCUUCCCAGCCAAACUGACAAAAAAUGCAGUUAAAAACCAAACUUCAGUGUUAUUGGCACCAAUAUGUCUAUCCUAACGAGGACCUUUGCUACUGUUGGACACUCAGUCAGCUUUUGGAACAUGAUUAUAUCAAGAUAGUGGCUGUAGAUGCUCAAAUGGGAUUGAACUGUGAUAAGUAGAUAUAUCUUUUUGUUUGCUGGAGUGUUAGUGGAGAUGUUAGAGAUUGAGGAGCCUGGGCUGAGGGUGUGUAAUGUUGUCAGGUAAAGUUUAAAGACUGCCAAGGAGCAGAUUUUUUUGCCUGGAAAUGUGAAAAAUGAAUUUAUAACUUUGAUAAGGACUUGAGAUGUAUGGACAUGAUGGAUUAUAGAAGACUAGUCUAUUCCAUAACCCUGACUUGGAGACCCUAAGGCUAAGUAUAUUCUAAAUAUGCUUAUUUAUCUCCUAAAUAUAGGAGGUUAUUUAGGCCUGUUAACAAAGAAAAGAAUGGGGAGUUCUGGAGCCUUUCUUAUCAAAUAAGGAAAUCAGGAUCUAGUAAGGGGCGCAGGUGAACUACACAUAAUGGAGUCCAUUUGGUGAACCUUAUUAUACAGUUUGGUCCAUCUGUAUUUUCUGGUGAACGACACUAAUAGUGUAAGAAAAUGG